Messenger RNA from Cercopithifilaria johnstoni, 2214 nucleotides. The record is from the annotation of a GenBank genome assembly. Lineage: Eukaryota; Metazoa; Nematoda; Chromadorea; Rhabditida; Onchocercidae.
AUGGAUUUUAGGAAUUAUCGAAAUGGAAAUAUACCAGAAAUAGGUACAACAAUAUACAAUACAAUACCAACUGGUGGUGAUACAUUUUUUGAUAGAUUAUCUGAUAGUGAACAAAAUGAGACAGGAAGACGUUCCAGGCAUAAAAGAGGUUUAGGAAUAAGUCACGCAAAAACCUUCAACGUAUCUCAAUCAAGAAGGCAUACUCAAUUGCCAAAAAGUAAGAUUCGUUCCAAUUCGACCCCACGAAGACGAAGGAUGAAAACAAGAAGAAAUGGAGUUAUUCUGCCCGAAUACGAAAAUGAUGUUGACGAUAAAAAUUCUCAAUAUGUUGAUCUCAUAACAAGAAGUUCAUGUAAUCGUAGAUCCGACGAUUAUUAUGAAAAUGUGUUCCGAAGCGCAGGAAAUCAUCGAAUUAAAAAAAGUAAAUCAGGACUUCGAUUGCAAUCGGGAAGAAAGUUAAGCGUACCUUUAUAUGAUGGUACUUAUUCGGUACGAGAUUACACCUCUCCCGAUUUAAGAAAUAUAGGAGAUACGGAAGAUGAAACCACAUCUGGAGCGAUGAUUUCGUUAUUAGGUAUUCCAGACAGGAAGAAAAGUCGAAUGGAACAACAAAAUGCCAAAUUGAAAGCCGCUUUGGUAACUGAUAAAAAACAGCAAUGUUUCUUACAGCUUCCGAUUUCGGUGAUCACAGAGCAAUGUAUUCGUGUCAUAUCAACGACACGUCAAUCAUGGCUUCAAUCAACAAUUUACAUCUUUUCUAAUAAUCAGUUGGGACAUUGCAAUAUUGAGCAACUUGAUGGAAUGCUUACUGGUGCAUCGAUAAUGAAUCGUGAGACUUAUGAGACAGAGUGGGAUAAAAGACCGUUAAAUUUGAAAGAAGAUAUAUUUGUUAAAAAUAAUAUUAUUAAAAUAAGACGAUCAACAUUAUUCUGCGAUUUGCAAAAUGGGAAGCAAAUAACAACGAAUGAUCGUCGUACUUAUAAUAAUUUAUGUCCAGCAGAAAUGACUAAUGUUGCACAACGUGAAAUUUAUGGUAAUGUAGCUUUGAGACCCCAAUCAAUGUUGAACGUCACUUCGAUGUACGAUGAACAGCGAUCCGUCAAUGGCAAUAUUCGACUGAUUGAAAAGCUGAUAAUCACUUUGUCUAGUAGUGAAGAACCUCAAGCAACCCAACGUUUACAAAAACAAAUUGAACAACGAAUAAUUGAACCAGAAAAUUACGAUAUACCAAUACAAUAUACCGAGGACGUACUAACUGGACCCCGUCGCAUCGAUAUCACCCGUGAAGCAGAAAUUAAUCCUCGAGAAGGACUGAGUGACUUUAUGACCACUGGAGAGCCACGAGUAAUUGAAUUUGGAGAAAUAAGAAGAUAUGGCAAUCUUGUACCGUCAAGAUCUAGAUCACUUGGUGGCAUUCAAACUGAUUAUCCCAUUCAGAGAACAUCAUCAUUAACACCUUUGAUUGAUCGACAGAUCCGCCAAAUUAAAGAAACUACACCUCGUCAAUUUCCAUCCAGUUCAUCUUACAUUUCAAGGGAAUUCAAACAACUGAAAUCAGCAGAUUUGGCAGAUAAACAUGAAAAAGAACAAAUAGUUAUGCAGAAAAUUCAACCAGAAAAGCGCAUUGAAGUGCCAGUUGUACGGGAAGUAAGUGCUAAUGGAAUACCAAUCAUAAAUGGAAUAUCCGAAUCGCCUGUAGCUACCAAACAAAAACAACUUGGCGAUAGUGUGAAACACGGAAAAACAGAUUCCCGGUCAAAGAAGUCACGCACAGUACGUAGUUUACGACGUUCAAGCCGUUGGAACAGAUUUGCACUACUCAAACCUCAAACUCAAACUCAUCCUGCUUCUACAGAAUCAAUUCGAACAGUACCGGCUACUUUUAGCCCAUUGGAAACAUCAACACCAGUUAGAAGGUAUCCUAAAGAAGCAAAAGAUUUGAAUGAACAAAAAAAAUUUGUGAUGGAGGAAAGAGUGAAAACAUCAAGAAGUCAAAGUUCGGGUACUGGAACACACAUACGUUCCACCCUCGACUGUGAUAUCACAUUAAGCACGACUAAAGAAAUGAAUGUGACAGAAAUUCCAAUAGAAAUUAAAGGAGCCUUAAAUGGUUUGCCCUGGUGCACAACGAUCCGACUGCGAAUCAAGCAUGAUGCUAAUGAAAAGCCAACUUUCAUUCCAAAUCGAUGUAAAAUAUUCUGGUAUUUAUCAUAA